Trichobilharzia regenti is the source of this 2781-nucleotide messenger RNA. The record is from the annotation of a GenBank genome assembly. Lineage: Eukaryota; Metazoa; Platyhelminthes; Trematoda; Strigeidida; Schistosomatidae.
GUUUUUAUUCGAAUAUACACCUUUAAGUACUUUCAUGAUGGCAAAUGUGAAGUGGAUCUAACUUAUUACGAAGGAUUUGUAAAAUAUUGAAUCAUAAUUUUAUUUUUAAUGAAUUAAGAUGUAAAGAUGGCCACUGAUUGUGCAGAAGAAAGUACUGAAGGUAUCCAACACCCUAUGGAUCCUGACUCUAUUUCCGUCGACAUCACAAAAAUCUUUUUUUCUGCAUGUGGAGUAGGCCUAGAACCAGGUGAACUACUACAUGCAAGUUGGUUCGACUUGCAGUAUUCCAUGUCGGCUAUUGAAAUUAUGGAUCCCAAAAUGGAUGCUCGGAUUCAAGGAGGCAGGAGAGUUUUGAGAAUACCUGAGGCAUUAUCCACUAACCAGCUACCUCUAGGUCCUUUCACAUCUCUUUCUCUACUUGUGGGUAUCAUGGAUGAGCUGCUGUCUGCAUUUUCAAACUGGUUAACGGGAGAUUCCCUAGCUCAAAGCAUUUUUAUAUGUAUGUACAUGCACUGCACACCAUUAGUUCACGACAAAUAUCUAGUUGCAUUUUGUGAGUCGCUUCGCCGAAUAGUUUUUCAGUUGCGUCAUAUAAUCAUCGCUGUCGGUGUUUUUGACGAGGAAGACCAUUAUACGUUUAUUCAUGGUAUGCCUAUUGAAGAAGCCCACCCAGUCUAUUAUUAUUAUGGCUGUAUGUCUACCGAAAAUAAUGGCUGCGUGUGCAAAAUGCGGUCUAUCGAUCUAAUUACUCAUGUGAAUGAUUUAUACACAAAUCUGGAAAAUAAUUCCAGUGUAUUUAGUGAUAGAGAAGAAAAUCUUCUUGCGGGACUACGUAGCCGUCUACAAUUUGUGCAGUGUUUAUUACUGUUCACAAAUCUCUUUUUUGAGCGCGUUAUUCCAGCUAUACGGGAAUUUCAGCCGGAUGAUUUCGAAGGAUAUACAAAGAUAGAUUUUGAUGCUGGAGAAACUGCAUCUCUUUCGAAAGUAUCUGAAAUUCAAGACAAUGCUAUGACCCCAUGGGACUCUUUUAUCUGCUUUUGCCGCGGAAUAUCACAGCAUAUUAGUGGUCUAAAAUCGUUGAGUAAUACAUUAUUGGAAACUGCAUAUAUCGGCGAAAAAGCUGGUGAAGGGAAGCAUAGACCUAAGGAUGCAAUCUAUGGUCUCCCAGGUUUUGAAGUUUUUCUUAAUCAAACUAGUGUACCUUCAUACAUGCCUAAGGUAGUAGAUAUUCAUGAUCGUCACAAAUCGUUUGCUUAUUUUUCUAAUCUUUUUACAAAACUGGAACAUAUUUUAUGCACAUAUGAAACAUUUUCUGAGUGGCAUAAGUUAUAUCCUGAUCCGUUACGUCUUCAGAGUUUGUGGGCAUUCAUUCAGAAGUCUGGUCAAAUAUCCUGUUCUUAUGUCAAAGCUCUCCUGUUACACGAUAAUUCUAGCGAAUUUUCUUACGACACUUUCAACCAUUUCGCUCACAUUCCUGCAAUUUACUGUUUAAAUCGUUCACGUCAACGUUCAGCUCUUGCACCAUGGUUGCAGCGUCUUCCAGAUUUACUCGACGAAUGUGUACGUGCAGAAUUUGUAAUUGGUAUUGAAUUGGGAAAUGUUCUAUCAAACAACACAAAUGCUAAAUUGUUUAAAUCACAGGGAGAGUUUGGCAUUCCUUCAUCACAGUUUUCUGUUCCAGUAGAAAUUCAUCUAUCGCACUUUGUUACAUAUGUGUACUAUUACCUUGCCUGGGAUUAUGUUAUAUCUGGCUUUCAAUUGGAUUUAUACUCUCCAAAUGAAUGGUUAUUCAUUUAUGCAUUUAUGAUACAUUUGUUCCGGAAUAUAAGUGAUCUAAUCAAUCGUCUAGCCGAAAAUCAUACUUUUUUGACAUCUGUGAAAGCAGUUGACUUAGGAAACAAAUCUACUGAAAAGGAAACCACUAAAUAUGAUCCUGUAAAUGGAGCUGAGAUUGUUGAUAUCCGUAAGAGAAAAAAGAAAAAGAAACACAAAGAAAAAGGUAACACUUCUGCUAUGAACACUAACAGCAUAGAAACACCACACAUGAAUUCUAAUUGUACAAUUAAACCCAUACCACCAAUGAUACAUGAAAUUGGUUCAGUUUUCGAAGCUUACGUAAUUAAUAUACAUCAGUAUAUAAAUACAGCAAGUUUGUAUGUUAUCCGUGCUCUUCAGCGUGAUAGUGGGAUCGAAAUAAAUGAAAACGUUCAAAAUUCAAAUUCUUCGGACAAUACACUGCCGCAUAGUUUUAUGAAUAGAACUACAUGUCUUGAAUCAUAUGCCAGAAGGCUUGGAAUCUUUCUCAUUCCGCAAAACUCCCCUCUGACCGAGCUAGGCGGUGUUUCAGGGUCUUACGACUCAUGGAAAUCAUUAAUUUCCAGUAGUCUCAUUGAUGGUCUCCCGAUAAAUGAGCUAUAUUUAAUGGCGUCAAGAACCUUUGGUCAGGCACAAAAUUUAAUUCAAAAAACAUUAGAUUUACGUCCAUCAGGUGAAGAAAAUUUACGUAGGCUUAUGCAGUCUGAUAUAGCUGUAUUCUUAUUUAGUGAAACAUUAGGACCCCCUGAUCGACUCUCUGAUCUUCACCAGUUGGCUAAACAUAAUUCUAUUGCUUGUCGAGUCCUUGGCGUUUGUGAGGAUCGACGACCAAUUGUAAAUAAAUCAUCAGUCGACCACAAGAUGUCAUUUUUAUGUUCAUCUAGUCCAGUAAAAUUAGACUACAACUUUUUGGAAAGCAGGUCUUAUCCACUUAUUCGUCUUGCUAGUCAGUCUGAGAAACGGUAG